This is a messenger RNA of Anisakis simplex (herring worm), 897 nucleotides long. NCBI's taxonomy places the organism in Eukaryota, Metazoa, Nematoda, Chromadorea, Rhabditida, Anisakidae. The record is from the annotation of a GenBank genome assembly.
AUGCGUUUUGACGACCGCAGAAGGAAUCGUCGACGUUUCGAUAAUCUUGGACGUGAAGAAUCGCAAGUUGUCGAAAGUUAUGAACGUAGAAUUGAUGGAACACCUGAAACUGAGCCUCAGUAUCAACACUCUUACAACACCUACACAGAGAGACGUACAUACGGUCGUGAUGAAAACGGUGAAGUCAUUCUGAGAAUUGAACGAGAUCCCAAAGAUCCGGUUCGACCAGCCACUCCCGUACGACCGGUCACGCCAGUUGGAGAUGUCCCUCGUGAGAUGCAACCGAUACAGCCAUUUGAUACACUGCCACUGACUAUUCCCCGUAUCGACAUUCGUAAUACUACUUCAAGGGGGUCGAAUGGUCCACACAGCUACAACUCCUAUCAUCAUGAUCAGCGAAAACAACUAUCGCCCCAACACCAAAGUAUGCGAUCAGCACGCUCGGUACCUCCCCUCCACUAUCCCUCCCGGUUAACACCCCCCUUACCCUCAUCGCAUCACUCGAACGUUGCAUUUGAUCAACAAUCCACUCGCAGCUAUGCAACAAUGCCAAUGAAGAAGGUGAUACGUAAAAGCCGUUGGGUUACGGUGCGUGACGGUCAACCGGUGAGUCCGUUCGUUGAGACGGUCACUUAUGAGCCGAAAUAUCCCACCUACGAUCGGUCGUAUCGUCAACACGCCGACAACAUCUAUCAGUAUCGUCAGUACGACGACGAUGGAGAACGUCCGUCACCUCAAUAUAUCCCCGAAAGAAGCAUACUGAAAAGUAGACAAGUGUCCUACUACGAUGAUAACUACAACGACGACACAUAUCGAAGAAUGCACAGUCAGUAUCCACAAUCCAGAUACGUCCCAGAAUGUGCUUACAUUGUCGAGAACCCACUCUAUAACGACUGA